This is a messenger RNA of Amphiprion ocellaris (clown anemonefish), 3190 nucleotides long. Its product is annotated as transmembrane protein 82-like. The coding region runs from base 1072 to 2088 and encodes 338 amino acids. Lineage: Eukaryota; Metazoa; Chordata; Actinopteri; Pomacentridae. The record is from RefSeq and is a predicted model, not a curated record. The transcript is spliced from 6 exons.
UAUAACAUGUUGAUCUGCAAGCUUUAGAGCUGCUGGCAGCUGUUUCCUUCUGUGUCCAGUCUUUGUGUUGCCAGUUGAGGAGUCAUAAUCACCCUUCAGACACGAGUGCCAUGUCCAACAUCUCAUAAAACUCUCUGCCAGCAGAGAAAACAAGCAAAAAGUAAAACUGUUGCUUUAACUGAGACUUGUUUUGUUACAGAAAACACUAAAAUGGAUGAAAGUGGAGGUACUUAAUGAAGAUGAACACAUGUUGCACUUACUGUAAGACAUAGAAGUUUCUAUCAAAUGUCUGAGACGUGAAGUUGUUAAAGGACUAUCAGGUUUUACAUGUGAAUAGCUUAAACAGUGAAUUUAUAAGCAAUCUUGUGGGCUUUCAUUUUGUCAGCUUGCAGCAGAUCUGACAGGAGACGCUCAUUAAUGAAGUGCUGACUACUUGAGGAACAAGUCUGGAUUAUUAACACUCCGUAUUCCAUGUUUGUAAUCCAGCAUAGCUGCUGUCUUUGUUUAAUGCAUCAUUCUAGUUGCCUUGCGUGUUAUAUGUAAAGAAAAAAAAUCUGAUUUUUUUUUUUUUUACUGACAUACGAACUCCCGGUACUUAAAGCCAAGAAUGUCGUUUGAUUCGAGGGUUUUAUUUACAGAAAUUCAACCUCUGAAGGCCUUUGAACAGCAGUAAAUUACAACAAUAAAGAUAUUUUUUAUAAAAUGUGUUGAAUUUGGUUUUUAUAUCAUCUUGGGAACAUGCUUAGAUAGUUUAAGAGCUGCUGCAGCCAGUGUGUGAAUUCAUUUUGAUCUAGUUAAAGGUGCCUGAUUGCAUUAAAAACCGAAUUAUCUUUCAGAGAGGACUUUUAGCCUCUUUCUUCAGAAAAUGAUUAGACUGACGACCCCAAUCAAAUCACAUUUAACCUUUGGAAGCAUACAGCUCACUCAGAACUGAUCAGAAGGAAGAAGUAAAAGAAAUCUUUACCAAAGGUUUGGCUCAGAGGAAUUCAGCAUGAAUGAUUCAGAUUAAGAAGUAGGAUGAGUGAGAGAUCAUAGCAGCUUUUUAAAGUGUCCUCUUGGAGACAUUUCAAGAUGUUUCUCCCAUUCUCAUGGAUCCUGGGAACUUCUGAAUGGAAUUUAAACCCAGUGGACUGCCUACUUCGAGGUCUUGUAGGAGCGUGUGGAAUAUCGGUGCUGUGCAAUCUGAUGAGAGCGUACAACUUCAUUCAGACAUGCACUGAUUCCGAGACAGAUAAUGGAGAUGCACAUGAGUCACCCUCAGUGGUAGGAAGAUUUAGAGCAGCUCUCCAGUUCUGGUCCCAGACUGUCCUCCUGUCUCUGGUGGGCUCCAGGGUUUCCUCUCUGAUUGUGCUGGAGUUUUCUCUCAGAGCUGUUGCUGCCUGGGCAUCAGCAGGACUGGAUGCCAGUGGAAGAGGUGUGGACCUGCUCCUCAUCCAGUGCCAGUUUUCCCUGGGCUGCAGCCUCACUUGUACUCUGGACUUCCUCCAUCAGGGGGCUCCACACAGCUCCCUCAGCCUGUUUCUGGCAGCUGCUCUCAGCUGGGCACUGGCAAACUACAGCCACAGUCUCUGGAACCAUGUGGCCAGACUCUACCGGCUGCAUAGCAGGGAGCGUUACUGUGGGAAGUGCAUCACCCUCCUGACCUCUGGACACACCAUACUGGCUUCAUUGCAAAGAGUGGUUCUUAUGGCUUUCGCUGUAGCAGCCGUGGCCUCCACCGCUACAGUUUAUGACCACUUUCUGUCCCAGAAGGAUGCUCUGAAGUUCUGGACUCCGCUGACGCUCUGCUACACUAUGUUGGUGGUCUACAUUCAAGAGGAACAGCAUCGACAGACUGGUUCUGAGGCCCUCCUGCACACUGUAGUGGUGCGACUGGGAGCUUUACUGGUACUCAUGCUGACUGUGGGCACUUGGUCUGAUGUUCUUCAGGUUCUCACCACUUUUGGGGGGGAAGCAGUCUGUCUGCUGCCCUCUCAGGAUCUGCUGCAGGCUGUGCUAAAGGAAGAAGAAGAAACCAGCUCGAGGAAACAUCAAGUGUGCUUCAGUCCCAAAACAACCACAAGGAGAACAUCAUCAGAUGACAGUUAAUGAUGCAUCCAAACUCUACGUCAAACACCAGCGGCUACCUCAAAUGCAAAGAUGUGCUACUACUCAGUAUUACCAAAAAUUAGAGGGUUUUUGUUUCCACACUUUAUUGAAUAAACUGUCUCCUUGCUGUUACUGAGUCUUGUUUUAAACAGAAGGAAAGGAUGAAGCUGUUUUGAUGGUUCACAAGAGCUGCUUGAUUAUUAAUCUGUAUUCAGGAUGAUGUUUUUUCUCUAGAAAUACAGCACAAGUCAGCUGACUCAUCUACAAGUCAAGGUAUUAGAAGAAUUGAGUUCCCCUGAAAGUAUUUGUGAAGAUUUGUGAAAUUUUAGAUGGAUCUCUAAAAAUCUGACAGCAUGGUUUGUUUGUCACGCAUUUAUUUUUUCUGUCUUGAUUUGCAGAGAUUGUGCAUAAAAUUAAGCUGUUAUUGGUGCAAGAUUCACACAUAGACUUCAAACUUCAGACUGUAAUAAAGAUACCAGCAUACAUGAUGUUCUUGCCAUUAUCAGUGACGCAUGAUGGCACGGGAUCAUAACCUGAAAUAAUAACCAUUUUAAAAAUCAUAUUCUUGUUGCCAACCACCGUAAAACGAACAGGAAGAAACCUAGCCCUCCAUGGUGAAGUCAAGGUGGUUGUUUUUAAUCUGUUUUCUUAAUUUUGUUUUUCUUAUUGAUGUAAUUUCUCAUUUAUUGACCUUUUCAGUUAAUAGCUAGCAUUUUGAAUAUCCAGCUGUGGGUUUUGAUGCCUUGUUUCUGCAACGGGUAGCAAGCUCCAUACUUCAUCCAGCAUAUAAAUGCAGAAGUGGAGGAGACACUACCACCAAAAUCUAAUCAUGGAGGACCCAACUUCAUGAAGACAUCAAAGAAGAAAUUGACUUUGAGCUCAUCUUCGGACAACAAAAGGGAAUCUCUGGCUGAUCAGUUUGUCUUCAAGAUUUAUGUAGCCUUCAUUUUCAUAGAAUGGAAGACGUUUGCAAGUGUAAAGGCAACAGUGGCUGCUUUUUAUCUGUUUUCUUAAUAUUUUUUUCCUAUUGAGAGGAAUAAUGUUAGUAAAAGUUAAACCAAGUGUAUUUUAAAUGUUUGGGGAAAAGGUGAGCUCCACUAAA